Leptidea sinapis is the source of this 1711-nucleotide messenger RNA. It is a transcript of the gene Cyp9g3, whose product is annotated as cytochrome P450 9e2-like. The transcript has 10 exons. The record is from RefSeq and is a predicted model, not a curated record. Bases 27 to 1592 code for a protein of 521 amino acids. Gene Ontology annotation, molecular function: heme binding; iron ion binding; oxidoreductase activity, acting on paired donors, with incorporation or reduction of molecular oxygen. Lineage: Eukaryota; Metazoa; Arthropoda; Insecta; Lepidoptera; Pieridae.
UUUCGUUCAGACUAGUCUUCAAAAAGAUGUUCAUCGAACUGUGCGUGUUUCUCGUAACGGCAUUUUUUGCAUAUGCCUUAUACAAUCAUAAUCGGAUGAAGAAUUUCUUCACCGAAAAUGGAUUGAAGUACAAGCCAUUCUAUCCAAUAUUCGGUAAUAAUUUACAGAGCACUUUUAAACAGAAGCACAUGGUUGAAGACUUAGAUGAAGUAUACAGAGCGUUUCCAAAUGAGAAAUACGUCGCCUAUAUGGAAGGUGGAAAACCACAUUUACUCAUUCGUGAUCCUGAUCUCAUAAAGCAAAUUACUGUGAAGGAUUUCGAUCAUUUUGUUGAUCAUAAGGAGUUCUUUCCGGUCGAGGUUGAACCCUUGUUUGGAAACAGUGUUUUUAUGAUGAAAGGUGAAAGAUGGCGCGAUAUGAGAUCGACGCUCAGUCCAGCUUUUACCAGUUCCAAGAUGAAACUUAUGAUGCCUUUCAUGACGGAAAUUAGUAACAACAUUGUAAAAUAUAUCAAAGAUCAUUCCGAUGAAGAGAUCGAUAUUGACCAAGUUAUCCGAAUAUAUACGAAUGACGUCAUCGCUUCAACAGCUUUUGGCCUUCAAGUCAAUUCUCUUAAAGAUAUAAACAAUGAUUUUUAUAAAGCUGGACAAGAGUUUUUCAAAAUUCCGUUUCUUAGGAGAAUACUAUUCGUUAUUGCUGUUAUUUGCCCAUCAAUAUUGAAGACUUUCAAUCUUUCUGUAUUUCCAAAAAAAACUUCACGAUUUUUAUCCAAUAUUGUAAUUAGUACCAUGGAGUAUAGAGAAAAAAAUAACAUUGAGAGACCUGAUAUGAUACAACUACUAAUGGAAACAUCAAAAGGUUCACUGAAAACGGAGAAGGGGGAAGAUGACGAAACCGGUUUGGCUCCCUUUGUUCAAAAUAAUCGAUCUACCACUAAGUGGACCCCAGAUGAACUAGCAGGUCAAGUAUUUAUUUUCUUCAUCGCUGGAUUUGAAAGUUCCGCAUCGACCUUAGUAUUGUGUCUACAUGAGUUAGCCUUAAACUAUGAAGUUCAAGAUAAGUUAUACCAGGAGAUCAGAAACUACGAGGAAAAGAAUGGCAAAUUAGUGUUCGAAAAAAUUAACGAGUUGAACUAUUUGGAGUGUGUGCUCAAUGAGGCACUCAGAAAAUGGUCGGUGGCGUUGGCACUAGAUAGAAUGUGCACAAAAACUUAUGAAUUACCACCACCCAGAGAAGGUGGAAAACCAUAUACGAUGAAACCUGGUGAUCUUCUGCUCUGUACAGUCAACUCCAUACACAUGGAUCCAAAAUACUUCCCAGACCCUAAAGCUUUCAACCCCGACAGGUUCUUGGAGGAAAACAAACACAAAAUCAAACCAUUUACCUUUUUACCCUUUGGUGCUGGUCCCAGAAACUGUAUAGGUAUACGCUUCGCUAUGAUGGAACUGAAAGUUUUACUUUUCCACUUGGUUGCGAAUUUCGAAAUACAGAAGUGUGAAAAAACACAAGAUCCCGCGGAGCUAGCGCCUCUAGAUCUUAUUAUCGCUGCCAAGGGUGGAAGCUGGGUUAAAUUUGUACCAAGAAAUAAAUAAAAUAAUAUGCAAUAUAAAAAUAAUCAUAAUAAAAUUUUAUUAUUUUCCAUUCAAUUUUUACAUUUUUGUGUUAGUAUUUUAGUAAGAUAAGUGUUAAAAUAUAAUGUUUUUUCUGUUUA